Molecule: messenger RNA, 9783 nt
Organism: Scophthalmus maximus (turbot)
Lineage: Eukaryota; Metazoa; Chordata; Actinopteri; Pleuronectiformes; Scophthalmidae
Gene: pik3r2
Product: phosphoinositide-3-kinase, regulatory subunit 2 (beta)
Exons: 16
Coding region: 817-3027 (736 amino acids)
Biological process (GO): insulin receptor signaling pathway; phosphatidylinositol phosphate biosynthetic process
Cellular component (GO): phosphatidylinositol 3-kinase complex
Molecular function (GO): 1-phosphatidylinositol-3-kinase regulator activity; protein binding
Source: RefSeq, a predicted model, not a curated record
GGGGGGGGGAGAGAGAGAGAGAGAGAGAGAGAGAGAAGUGGAGCGGGGCUCGAAGGGGGGUGGCCUUCAGCACAAGUUCAGCGCACGGCGAGAAGCUGUCGUCCGACCGAUUUAAAAGGAGGAAAAAAAAGAAGACGAAGAAGAAGAAGAAGAAGAAGAAGGAGCAACACGGACUCUCGUCUGCGACUUUGAGGCGUUGAAGCGCCGCAGCCCACGAAGUGAGAAGAGUCCCGGAAGAAACAUCGGCGGGUCGUUCAUAAUCCCUGUCCGGAACAUGUGGGAGCCUGAGAGAACCGAAGACGAUUAAAGACCAUCCCACUCGGCCACUCGUCUUCCAAUCAGAGCACUUAAUUUGACCGUGGAGAGCCAACAACACAGGGCCCUCAAAGUCUUUUUUCCGGCUUCUUCAGUUGCAUCCAGCCAGCAGGUUUUCACCGCUUGAAAGAGCAUGUUGCCAACGCUGUCCCUCUGCUCCAUCAUCUGGCUGAACCGGGGAAUCAAGCUGAGGAAAUCGCACCAGUCCACCAACACCGGUCAGGUCUGAAACCGCUGCAGCUGCAGACAUAACAGCAGCAGAACGCCAUCUUAUCAACUUUUGAAAAUGCUUCUCAGCUUCGGGUGACUCCCCCUCCUCCCAUCAUUCCCUUGACCCCCUUCCCCCCAAGCCAAACUAAUAUCCAACAUCAGAAUUUAGUGACUCGACAACCGUUUUGGUUUUUGAGGAGGAUUUCCCGUAACCCUGUUGUUGCAGUGGCACAGGCUGCACCCUCUAAUCCUCUAUUCGGUAGCCAUUUUGAUUUUUGUCUCCUCAACAAAAUGGCGGCAGAGGGUUUUCAGUACCAUGCACUAUACACAUUUACCAAGGACCAGGAAGAGGACUUGGACCUGCAGCCUGGAGACGUCCUGACCGUCAGUAAGGCCUCUCUGUUGUCAAUGGAGAACUACCAGGAGGGCUGCGAGGAGCAGCCCGGGUGCUUGGGCUGGCUCCUCGGGUACAACGAGCGCACCAAGCAGAGAGGCGACUUCCCCGGGACUUAUGUUGAGUACGUGGGCCCCGUCAAGAUGGUGCUCCCAUCGAGUCAACCCAGGUCCCAGCGACCACUCCCUGUUGCUCCCAGACCAGAACUAUCUCAAGCUGUGUCUGUGCUGGACCUGAGCGAGCAGUUCACACCGCCAGAGACGGCUCCCCCAGCUCUCAUCAACCUGAUCCAAGCCAUAGAGAAGAGAGGUCUGGACUUUGAGACAUUGUACAGGACAGUUAGCUCCUCAGGCUCAGACAGCCAGGUGUACACCCUGAACUCCGAUAGUGACAUGGGUCAGAAAGACGUGGGUUACCUCUCUGAGUGUGUCCUGCACUACCUGAGAGACCUCCCGUCACCCGUCAUCCCAGCCUGUAUCUACCCUCACCUUCAGACUGUGGUCACACUGCAGAGGAAGGUCCUACAACAGGCAGUCGACGGUGCUGUAGCUGGUAGCCAUGACAGAGAAGUAAGCCUGGUCCUCGAGAGCUCCACCACCGUCCCUCUCCAUCACCGUCUCACCCUGCAAUACCUCCUCACACACCUGGCCAAGGUCACCCAGGUGCAGGCCAGCAAUGGACUGGACACACACACACUGGGAAAGAUCUUCGGACCACUGCUCAUACGGACGGGCCCCUCUACCCCUUGGUUAUCACUUGAUGAUAAAUUCCCUGCCCUUGCGGUGGAGAGGCUGUUGAUAGAGAGAACUAUGGAGCAAGACCUCACUCCUCCAGUUCUCCCAGCAAAGCCAGUCAAGUCAAAAAUGGCACCAUCAGCCAUGACGGACACGAGCAGCCUGCUGAACGAUGCGGAGUGGUACUGGGGGGAAAUCUCCAGAGAGGAAGUGAACGAGAAGCUGCGAGACACUCCAGACGGCACCUUUCUGGUCCGGGAUGCCUCAAGUAAACUGGAGGGCGAGUACACCCUCACCCUCAGGAAAGGAGGGAACAACAAGCUCAUAAAGAUUUACCACAGAGACGGGAGGUACGGCUUCUCGGAGCCUCUCACCUUCCUGUCUGUAGUGGAGCUCAUCAAUCACUACCGCCACGAUUCCUUGGCCCAGUACAAUGCCAAGCUGGACACCAGGCUUCUGUUCCCCGUCUCCAAAUACCAGCAGCUGGUGAAGGAGAACAGUAUCGAGGAGGUGGGAGAGCAGCUGAAGGUUUAUCAUGAGCAGUACCAGGAGAAGAGCCGCGAGUACGACUCUCUGUACGAGGAAUACACACGCACUUCACAGGAGCUGCAGAUGAAGCGCACGGCCAUUGAGGCCUUUAACGAGACCAUCAAGAUCUUUGAGGAGCAGUGUGAGACUCAGGAGCGCUACAGCAAAGAGUCGUUGGAGCGGUUUCAGCGCGAGGGCAACGAAAAGGAGAUUCAAAAGAUCCAGACCAACUCGGAGCGCUUGAAGUCUCGCGUGAAGGAGAUCCACGACAGCAAGCGCAAACUGGAGCAGGACCUGAGACAGCAGGUCUCCGAUAACAGGGAGAUUGACAAGAAAAUGAACAGCCUCAAGCCGGAUCUCAUGCAGCUCCGCAAGAUCAGAGACCAGUACUUGAUAUGGCUGACACAGAAGGGGACAAGGCAGAAGAAGAUCAACGAAUGGCUGGGCAUAAAGAAUGAGGCUGAUGAUUCCUACUCGCUCGAGGAAGACGAGGGCUCACCCCACCACGAUGAGUGUACCUGGUACGUGGGUGACAUCAAACGCACCCAGGCUGAGGAAUUGCUGAGAGGCAAAUGUGACGGAACCUUCCUCAUCCGUGAGAGCCAGUCACAGAAGGGCUCCUACGCCUGCUCCGUAGUUGUGGAGGGUGACGCCAAGCACUGUGUAAUCUACAAGACGGCCACGGGUUAUGGAUUCGCAGAGCCCUACAAUCUAUACUCGUCCCUAAAAGACCUGGUGCUCCACUACAAAAACGUCUCCUUGGUCCAACACAAUGACCAGCUGAAUGUAAAUCUAGCCUACCCAGCCCUGGCCUGCUCUCAGAACCAGAACCAGCAUCCCAGAUGAAUAUGGGAAACAAAAGAUUCACUCAGAUGCAUUGAGGGAGGAGAAUGAAGGUCUGAACAAUGCUUGUCCGUGCGGUUAAAGCUGUGGGUAACAUCGACUCAUCGGCCACCAUUUUAAAUUCAUACUUUUCUGGCUGGAGGCUGGUGCUAAUUUUCCCACACUGACCCUAAGUCCAGCACUGAGCACUCCUCGCUAACAGCAUGGCUUCAAAUAUAAGCACACUGCUAGCAGCAACUAAGCACUGUACAGUUAGCCUGGCUGACGCAGCGAGUUUUACCUUGAGUAGAAUCAUCGAAUUAGCCAGCCAUGACUGUACAGUGUCGGUUAUGUUAUUUUGGAGCGGGUUUUGAUACAGUGGAAAAGCAGGACUAACUGUGUUAAAGGAAGACAAAAGAACCACACAAGAAUAUUGUUUUCAAGAGCGUGAAGAGAAAGGAGAGAUCAGUUUGGAUGGGAUGAUGGAAAAUUUUACAGGAGGCACUUUUCUUUUUUUGUUGUUGCCUUGAACACAUGAUGAGUGUCCACAGACAAAGGCCUGAUCUGUCAUCCCCAGACUGCCUGCAAACUCUCCCUAGACAAAAGCCUGAGCUGUCAUCCACUAAAAAGACUGGCUUGGCUGAACCAGGCUGCUGACAUCACACCUAAAGGCGGUCGUGGACCAGGGGGGUGUAGUCACUGGAGCCUUGGGGGGGGGGGGGGGGGGGUUGAAAAGAUUGAUUCAAUUUUAAAGCUUGCUUAAGUGCCAUAGUAAUAGCUUUGAAUGACCACAAGCCUGUGUCACGAGAACCAGGGGGCACGUCGAGGUCGAAAAAAAGAAGGAAGGAGGAAAAGGACGUCUGUCGACAAUGACAAAGCUACAGCUUUAAAAGACAAAAGAAAAUAAUACACACACAUAUAGGUAUAUUUUUUAUGAAAUUAUCUUUAUUUCCAACUGCUUUGGCUUGUUGCUCAGCAGGACCUCCUCCUCCUGAAUUGAGGAGGUACAACAUACAGUAAAUACUGUAUUUCUUUUGAUAGACACGCAUGCUAAAUAUUUGGUAUAUUGUGAAUAUAGAAAUACGUUUUAAUCACAAUACACUAGAUGAAAAGAUACAUUGAUAGAUGCAGGUCCACAUAAUUCAGGUUCCUGUCUCGAUGGACGUUGUGGAGAAACUCCUGCAUUAAACGUGUCUUUGUUCCAAACUUCUUCCUUCUUUUUUCAUCCUGUUUGAUACUGUAGCACCUGUAGCCAUUGACUUAAGGCAUAACUGUUAGUGCUCCUCUUGGUGUCUCGUCUCUAUAUGCUAAAGACACUCACAGAGCAUCGAUCUUUGUGAUUAUUGUAUCUUCGGUACUGUAUUUGCUUCGUCUCUAGUUAGAUUAGACUGAUUUAGUGGUACAACGUCCUCGCAGAUGUUCAUUUGUUUUUGUUUUUAAAGCAGAUUUUACUCAAGGUACUUCUUCCCCAUUUGUGCUUGACUGUUCAUUUCACCACAAGCUUGACUCAGAGCUGUAGAACAUAGAUGUACAAAAAAAUAAGAAAGAAAAGCAGUAAUAUAACUAAUGUACAGUAUAUUUCAGACACACUCGCAGCCAGUAUAUGUUACUAUCUACAGAUUAACCGCGGUGUUUCUUUUUUAUGUUUUCAGAAUAUUUGCUAUUGCUCUUAGAUUCUGUUUAAGGAUGCACAGUAUCCAGCUAAUGUGAGCCAAAUGAAGGAUGUUUUCAUGUAGCAAGAAAGAGAAAAAAAAAAAGAACCAGUCCUUUUGCCAUUUGGCGUGGCCUCUGUGGUCGAAGAGAUUAUCUAGCACGGGAUGCAUGGAGUAGUCCUUCGUUUGGGUUGUGUUUUGUUUUUUGUUUUUACUCGGUGGAUGAUAGUUUUUGUAGAGUAUACACAGUACAAUGUGUGGUGAAUGUAGUAGUACUAUGAUACUGUAGUGCUAUGCACACCAUAGUCGUAUGUUUGAUAGUGAGUUUUAGAUUUACAAAGCUCAGAUCAGUUCCCUCCGGUUGUUCUCCUGUUUCCCUCAUGUUCAUUUGGCUGGAGGUGACGAUUGUACCGGCUCCGUUCAAAGCACAAGUCAUUUGUGUUAAAAGGCAAGAAUCUCCAGUUGUUAUCGUGUGGUCGAUGAAAAGAGGCGUCACACGAUGUCACUCGUGACAUUGAUUUAUUCAGUGGAUUUCUUGAUAUGAAUGAAUAUAAAUAGUUUGUCGAAUUUACUUCACAUCGUAGACUUUCGUUGCCAAAAAGAACAGUAUUUUUGUAGAAAGGUUUAGAAAGUCAUUUGGCGUCAGAAAGUUUUCGGGGAAAAAACGCACUGCUUUUAAAAAUGACACAUUUAAAAGUUACAUGGAUUUUAUCUUUAUUCUUGUUGAGGAAAGAUGGAAAUUGAUGUUUUGUUCCUACGGGAGAUAUUCACCCACCCUUCUUGUCUGGAAAUUCGAUCGUUGGGUGAUUCUAAACACUGUACAGUACUGUACAGUGUGUUUCAUCUGAUUUCAGGUAGCAGGAGAUUCCAGACCAAUCUCAUCAAGUCAAACUUAAACCUGAGAAGGUUCCACCAAGACAUCGUUUUCGAUUUCAGUCAGGACGAAUCAGUUGUACUGUACUUUGCACAAGUAGAAAAUCCCAAUAAUUUGACUCUGAUGCUUCUGGUUUGAGGGCUAUAAAACGUGAGACAGAUUAGAGAGAUUAGAAGUGCCUUUAGUCGUCGCGAGGCGCUCGUGUUUUUUCCUCCUUGCUGUCACUGGAGCGUUGCUCCACAAGAUGGUGCCAUCAUCACCACACAUGCUGUGCCCCACGGUUCUCACAUUUGCCGUUUGUCUAAAACUCGGGCGCAUCUGGCAAAUGAGCCUAGUUGUGUGUGUGUGUGUGUGUGUGUGUGUGUCUCUGUGUGUGUCUGUGUGUGUCUGUUUGAGUGUGUUAUAGAUAAGAGAGUGACAGAUUUUAGUUGUGUCUCUUUGUUGUUACAUCUAUAAUUGUUACAUAUUCGUUCUUUCUAUGGUGGAGGCUCCACAGCAGCUUGGUGCUUGCUCGCUCUCGUCUUGCACCCAAGCUAGCUCUCUUUGGUGUUUUUUUUUGUCGUUUUGUUUUUGUCGUCUGGUAUAUUUUUUUUGAAUAAAACUCAGAUAAGGUAGAAAUGUGAACCGUACAUAUCCGUGUCCCAGCCCAGUUGUUUGAAGCUCAUUUGAUAAGCUCUCCAAGUUAAUGCAUGCAGCAUUUUCUCAGUGUUUAGUAUCAGGAGUCAGUUCCACUGCUGACAGCUGACACAUCCAUUAUCCAGUUUGUUGGACCAACACUUUUGCGACUGCACUUUUUUUUUCUUUCUGUUCCACACACUCAGAGUCGUGUGUCAACAACCAUAAAGUCACAGACAGUGGCGAAGCUCAGUUGUAUUGGUGUUUUCAGUUGAUAGUUCUAAGGUCUUUCCACACAGUAUAUCAGGAGUGAGUGACAUUUUUUUCCUUUUACAAUAUCAGAUUAUACAGUGUACAAUAUAUGCUUUUUGUUUUUUUGCAGUCAUCAGCUGUCAUGUAAUUCUGAUGUUUUUGACUGAUUGUUUCACUAUAUGGACUGUAUAAACAUUUAUGCAAUUUCGUGUCUGCUUAGCAAAAUUGUCCAACUUAACAAGACAAAUAAUGGUUGGUUUAUCCAAAAAGUGGCGUAUACACUACAGAUAGUUUGAGUUUCCUCAGGUUUUGUCAUAUUAAUAUUUUCGAACUUCUUUCACCAGAAGAAAUCCUCUGAAGAAAAAUUGUCUGUGGAUUGUCCAGAGGAACCAAAACACUGUUAAAACAUUGACCACUUGAAAUUUGAUUUUAAAAAACCAACACAAAAAAAGUUUUUUUUCCCCUCCAUCGUACUGUACUGUAGGUUGCAACAGAGAUUGAAUAUCUGAAAACCUCAGAACAUGGAAGUGAAACAAAACGCACGGGAACAUACCAUUAGGAAAAAGUUUUAAAGGGCGACUUGGGGUAAAUCAGCCAUUUAAAACUGUGUGUAGGAACAUCCUGCCAAAGGUACUGUCAGCAGAUCGACUUGUUUAAGAGAAGUCCACGAACCCGGUGGUUCGGCCUCCGUUCGAGCAAUUUGCUCAUUUUCUUUUGGUUAUUUACGAGAAGAGAAGAGCUGAACAGUUUACUACAUCCCUUGUUAAGAUGAACAUUUUUGCAGAGAAUUUUUAAAAACCCUUUUAUCUGCCGUACACGCCAUGUUGGAGAGCUGGAAGCAAUGCAACUUCGGCAGCGAUGAAACUUGGUGGUGCAGUGUAACGGGCACAAAAACAGGCGGAAGACUUUAUUGUGAUUUGACUCGGAGGUGACUUUCGUUAAACGUGUCUCUGAAACUCGAAGCUGUCGCCCUACUAAACGCCUAUAUAUGCAUUUGUGUCCGAGCUGCGUAGAAAACACUUUUUCUAUAUAACGCGAUCGUUCGAGUAAACUAAAUAUUUUUUCAUCCGCUUUGGUACACUGUAAAUUAAAUAUUUCUCGAGACGGCCUCGGUACACAAAGCACAUCUUUUCGCCGACUACAAGGAACACGUAUACUCGGUGACUAUUGAGGUUCGAAGGAAGAAACACACUAGAGAAUAAAUAUUUUGAGAUAUAUUCUUAGAUAUCUAUAUUUUUGGAUUAUGUAACUGUUUCGGAGCGUGCUUGAAGCGAGCGAAUCGGAGAGAGGCUUCGGUGUGAACGCGAUCUUUAGACUUGCUCCACGGGUGCUUUGUAUUCGAGCAGUUAUUGAAAAGGCAAGCAUUUUUACUAAUCCGCAGCAGUGAGCUUCAUCGUGAUCAGCAACAAGCUUUGUGGUCCCAGUUGAUCCACAUACAUGUAAUCUAUUAAGCAUGAAUAUCAGGUGCAUUCAGGAGGAUGGAGCAAGCUCAUGUACAUGUGUUAAUAUUUACAGAGCUACGUCUAUAUGUUAAAUGCAGUCUUGGCUGCUUUGCAUUUAUUAAAUCUCGGAGAAGAGAUCUUGUUUUUUGUUUUUUGUUUUUUUCUUGAACGUGAGAAUCUGUUAAUGUCAUAUUGAAGACUCUGGUCUUUGUGAGCAGAGGCAGUGUUAAAAGUUGCACCACAAAAGAUGCACUUCGCAUGCGGCCGCAGAGAUCCACCGCAGAUCGGACGCUGAUGCUGUAAAACUGUACGAGUUACCACUGUAUCUUCCUUCGGUUGAUCUCUGUGGUCGCUGAAGUGGAGGUAAAAAAAGAAAAGAAAGAAAUCUGACGAGAGAACACGGUACAUGAUUCGGUUCACGGUCACUCCUUUGUGCAGGUCUUUGUACAUGGAACAAUGAUGGCAUUAGAAAGUGUGUUCUUUGAUGGUGCCUGAGUAUAAAUAUUUUUUAUUUGGCUUUUUAAAAAAGCAAAUAGAUUUGCCUGUCCAGGUGUUUGUUUGUUCGUUUGUUUGUUCAUAUCUGUUAAUGAUAACCUUACAGAGCCUAUAAAGAAAAAAUAAGCUAGCUUGAAUAUUUUUCCUCCAUGCAGAAAAAAAAAUACAAAUGUUUACAGUAUGUAAUUAACCAAAUGGUAAAUAUGCGUUUGAGAAUCAAUCUGUCCGUCCCUCAAAGUGGCUGUGACAGAUUGAUUUAUAUUUCUUUAUUUCCUCUGUCAUUUUAAACUUGAAAAUGUUACGAGUGCUUGUUCUGUUUUCCCUGUUUCCUCUUCCUUUUUCUUUUUUCACUUGUGAGAACAGUGCUCCCUCCAUUUCAAAAUAAUAACUCAACACGGUAGUUCCAACGAGAUUCAUUUGUCCACAAUCCGUUAUGCUUUCAUCAGUCUCUGUCAUCCUCCGCCUGCCGACUACUUCACCGUACACUGAGCCUUGUACGUGCAGAACUUGCAGCUUCUGCAGUUUGUAAUAUGUGGAGUGUGGUAGACGUGGCUCUCCCUGGUAAGGAAGGAUUUACAACAUAAAAAAAAAAACCACUACAUGGUCAACGACGUGCUUGUGGACAAAUCUUAGCACGUAAAAAAGUUUGGAAAAUUCAGGAAUUAAUUUCAAGAGGCAUCCUGUUCUCGAUUUUGCACUACACACCAAAUGAUACUCUAAUGCAAAGGCAAAUCCAUUGCUCUAUCGGUUGUCCGGUUGAGUUGUUCGACAAAAAAGAAGCCAUCCAACAUGGUCUCAGCUUGUGAUUUUCAUUUAGAAUUGGAUGAAAUUGAUGACACAAUCCCCUUUCUCCGCCGCGGUCGAGAUGGUGAAAGUUUUGCGGUUUGUUUGGCUAAAUGUGAUGUUGAUGUUUUUAUGUUGCACAGUAGUUCAUGUUCAUGUGAGCUGACUCCUGUGUUACACAGCAGCAACAACUAAAAACACGUAUCCACAUUUUUUUUUUAAACUCAUCACAAACAGCCACUGCUGUGUAUUGUUUCAGAUACACGCUUCUUAGUUAAUCGUGGUCUCUUUCUUUGGAAAAACAUGUGAGUGGAAAAGCAAAGGGGGUCGGGCCAAUCAAGUUACUCAACACACCAAAGUGCAAUUGAACUCGGAGGGAGCACUGUUGUUUCAGCCAGUAGGGGCCUGCUAGUUGUUGUGUGCCCGAUCCCUAUGCACGAAAAGAUGGUUAUUCUUCCCCUCUUCUCUUGUGAUAUCCUCCCUCCGUUGGUCUGUCUUAAUUCAGAUGCGACAUUUUCUUUCUUUCUGUCUCUCUCUCUCUCUCUCUCUCUCUCGUACAGCUUGCUUCAGAGAUGUUUGUCCUCAGACAGGUACUCUUUCAUCUGUGCUGUUCUUUCUUAAUGCUGAUGCAAUGAUUUUAAAAGACAAUAAAAGACAUAAAAUGGUG